AUGUUUACAUUUAAACCUAAGAAAUUCUUCUGCAUGAUGCUCGGUGAAGCAUUCCAUACCUUACGUUUGAAGAAAGAUUCCCACUGGCUCGAUGUCAAGGAUUCCUAUCAAUACCUUCUCAAAAAGUAUCACCCGGAUGUUAAUUAAAACACACCAGAAAAUGUAGAAAUGAUUAAGAAAUUAAAUAUAGCAUAUAAAACUCUUGAUUAAUAUUAUGCCUCCAAUAACUUAAAGACUGACUAAAAGCAAGAUUAAUAAGAUCCCAACAUGUCUUAUUCUAAAACAAUCAAUUGGAAAAGCCGCACUGAAAAAGAUUUGUACAAUGAAAUUUACUAACACUACUUUGGAUCUUUAGAAAAAGAAGCUAUCGCUAACCCUCAAAAUAGUGUCAAGAGGGUCCUAUUUGAAGGUGAGUACUAACGUGCCUUAAGAAGUCUUCUAGGUUAGACAUAAGGUAGUUUUAUGGAUGAAGAAUUCUGGAAAUACUAACAAUAUGAAGGAAGUGGUGAUUUCUACUUUAAGAAUCAAUACACAACCUAAUCUACCUAGUCUGAAAGUUUUUCUCAAACACUAUAAAAUAUGAACCCUAUUUACAGAUACUCUCUCGGCGCUUUCUCUCUUAUCGUCUUUGGAAUGGGCAGCUACGUCCUUAUGAGCGAAAACUAAGACCCCUUUAAAGGUAAACUUAAUAAUGAUAAAAUCGAGUCUAUCCGUCAAAAGGCCUUAGAUUACCGUGUAUCAGAAAAGUAGAAGCUAAUUGAUGAAGCCUUCUAGAGCUAAAAUCCCAUGAAGAGUUGGCCCGUUGGUUAAAAGAGCUCUAACUCCAUGGACUAAUUAAUUGACUACACUAUUUACGGUGAUUUAAAAUUCUACUUUAUUGAAGCUGGUUACUUCUAUAGAGAUAUUGAUGAAAUUACUUUCAUGGAUCACAAAAACAUCGUUAAGAAACCCUUGACUUGCAUCCGUCAAAACCACAUGGUUUCCAUCUCUUUGGAAGCAGAACGUUGUCUUCAAAACAUAUUCAUCAAGGCUGAAGACCUCAAGCGUAUUGUCCGUGAAAAGGGUUAUUUUGAAUGCCCUGGUAUUUUCAUGAGAUAUAAAGGUUUCGUCUAUUUCCGUCACCGUGCUAAACCUAUUGUCUUAAAUGAUCUUGAAAAUAUUCCAAAUAACUAAACUUUAAGUCUCUUUGAAGUUUUCCAUAGAUACUACUCUCCAAUUCCAGAAGUCUUCGAUGAAUAUUAUGAGUAUAGACUUUCUCAUGGUGGAUAUAUUGAAGAUACUACUACCUUAGAAAACUCUUCAUGGAUUGGAAAUGUCACUUUCAAUCACAGAAAUAUAAACAAACUUCUUAUUAAGGGAGAUGAAAAGAACAUUUUCAUGUGGAGAGGUAAGAGUUAGGAUGAUCCUCAAGAAGCUCGUUACAUCAAAGUUUGGAAUACUAUGUACAAUCCUCCUGAAGCUCCAAUUGGCUAAGAAGCUCCCAAGAAAGCUACAGCAUGA
This is a messenger RNA of Tetrahymena thermophila SB210, 1500 nucleotides long. Its product is annotated as DnaJ domain protein. The transcript has a single exon. The record is from RefSeq and is a predicted model, not a curated record. Lineage: Eukaryota; Ciliophora; Oligohymenophorea; Hymenostomatida; Tetrahymenidae.